Suhomyces tanzawaensis NRRL Y-17324 is the source of this 1992-nucleotide messenger RNA. RefSeq lists its product as uncharacterized. The coding region runs from base 1 to 1992 and encodes 663 amino acids. The record is from RefSeq and is a predicted model, not a curated record. Lineage: Eukaryota; Fungi; Ascomycota; Pichiomycetes; Serinales; Debaryomycetaceae. The transcript has a single exon.
AUGACUCCUCCAGGUAAUGGAACCUCUACUAUGCUGGAAGGCUCGAUAUUCCUGAGACUCUACUGGAGGCUACGAGACAGUAGCUUUCUUACGUGGGGAAGGGGAUCCGCAGACUCGCAGACGGACACUUCAAACCAGAUCCACCAAAUCUCAAAACACCCAGAAUCCAAUGUUAUCCUGGGGGCUACAACAGCCAGCAAGAGGGAUUCAGCCAGUCCAGCUCCCAAACUUCCACUGUCAACUGCCAAGCUUCGCUCGAACUCGGGCAGCCCCAUAACUCAUCGCACAGUCCCACAGAACUCUACUCUUGUUGUUCGAUAUCCUAGCCAAAAAGGCUCCUCGUUCACUCCAAGAAGGCCAAACAACGCAUCCCCAGAGAAGAGUGCAUUUGCAUUAAAAAUAGAAGAAAUCGUCAAGAGAGAACAACUUGCAGCUUCGCUCAAAAGUUCCAAAGAAGCUGACAAACAGGCCCCUACAAAACAUCGCAGUACCCCAUUGGCAUUGCACAACGGCCCAAGAGUGAAACCUGGUCCACGAGUUUCCGAGAAAUUCCUUGGUGAUGUUCUAAAUCAACCAGUACCAGCUCCAAAUGUGUCAAAUAUAUCUCGGCCCCGUCAGGAGGUGAUCUCAUCGAGAAACGAGAGUGAACCACUUUAUAAGAGGCCACCUCCCCAAGACUCUAUGAUAAGUGUACCAGAUCCUAAGCGUUUCAAGCCGACAGAGAUGGCUGUAUCGACAGUUGGUAAAAACAAAAUUGCAAUGUCUAACAUGGCCCUUAGAAUUUACCCAUCUCAAUCCCCCGAAACUUCAGAAGACGACGAACCUGGUACGCAUUCCCGUCCUGUUGGUUUGGACGAGUCUACUAAUAGUAGCCCAGGUUCUGAUGGAAGUGGAAAUCCUUCUAAUACCGUUUCCACAGAAAUAGAUCACCCCACAGGUGUUACAGGGAGUACUGAGUUGGCAUCAACUCCAAAGCCAAAGGCCAGAAAGUAUGUGGUUCCGAACAUUGACACCUUCUAUCCAUCUGUUACAUCAGGAGUUCAAUCAAACCAUAUGGCAAAACUGCAUAACGAAGAAACGGUUGUGAGCGAGACGGUGACGAUCAUGAAAGACUUCGUAAGCGAACCCGUUGAGUAUGAUGAAGAACCUAUAUCCAAGGUAUCGAAGAAACGAGCUUCCAAAAAAUACCGCUGGGUAUCUGAGGCCAAGCAGUUCAGCAGCAUGUCAAGUUCAAAGAAGGAAACUCCCGUGAAAUCUAAAGUACUAGAGAUCUCUCCGUCAAAAGAAGUGGAAAUGCGUGGUACCCCUGGCAGAAAAGUACAGUCGCUUGAAAGACAGGAGGUUUCAUUCGAUAAGAGUCUUGGAGAAAGUACGAAGCAACCAACACCUUCUAAGGGGUCCAUCAAACCCAAAGAUGUGCCUACAAUCCCAGGCAGAUUGACUCGAUCGAAAACCCAACAAGCAAUUAUUCAAGAGAGUAAUCCUGUUUUUAACCUGAGUGAGGAUCCCGUGGAAGACACAGUCAAACCGCCGAAAUUUAUUGAAGCGGUAGAAAUAGCCAGUAGAAUGGAUAUUCGCUCUAUCAUGAAUGAUAAUAUUGCUGUUCGAAAUACUACAAUUCUGGAAACCGAAGACAACGUCACACAAACCACACAGCCAAUGGAGAGGGAAAGUGUGCAGAAUGGUGGGGAUGGCGAAUCAACAGAGGUUAGAACCACAAAGAACCUUUCUAGGAAGAGGAAGAGCAACAAAAAACGCAAAAAUGGGGAGAAUAGAAAAAGUGGGAGAUUGAAAAGAUCUAGACGGACAAUAGACCAGAAGCCUUCAGUGGUGGAUCCUGCGGCUGAAUCCGAGGUUCCCCAAGUUCUGGAAAACAAGGGUAAGGAUAAGUUUGGCAUUGACCCGAAGGAUUACGAUAUAUCGGAUACUCUGACUGUCCCAUCAGUCCACUCGUCCCCCGUAAGUACUCCUUCCAAGGCAAGAAAGCGGUGA